Mesorhabditis belari is the source of this 555-nucleotide messenger RNA. Lineage: Eukaryota; Metazoa; Nematoda; Chromadorea; Rhabditida; Rhabditidae. The record is from the annotation of a GenBank genome assembly.
AUGAAAAUUUUUGAAUUAUUAAAAAUUUGUGACACGUUGAAGCAUCUGAAACGAACGGGAUGGGUUAAAAAUAAUAUUGAUGAACCAGAAACUGUGGCCUCGCAUAUGUAUCGAAUGGCUGUUCUCGCGAUGGCGUUAGAUGGACAAAUUCCUGGGAUCGAUGCCUCCAGAUGUGUCCGGAUGGCACUGGUUCACGAUAUUGGCGAAGCUAUCGUUGGUGACAUAACGCCGCAUUGUGGAAUCAGCGAGGAGAAUAAACAUGCAUUGGAAGCUAAAGCUAUGCAACAAAUUGCCACUUUUGUACCGGAAGACGUUGGGACUGACUGGGUAACAUUAUGGCGGGAAUAUGAGCAACAAAGCACGGAAGAAGCCAAGGUUGUGUAUCACCUCGACAAAUUCGAUAUGAUCGCGCAAGCGUUUGACUACGAGCAGAAAUACGGUAUCGAUUUACACGAGUUCUUCACUUCGACGGUAGGAAAACUCAAAAUGGAGCCUUUCGUCAGUUGGGACACGGAGUUACGAGCGAAACGGGCAGAAUGGAUCCAACAAAAAAAG